Osmia lignaria (orchard mason bee) is the source of this 3839-nucleotide messenger RNA. The record is from RefSeq and is a predicted model, not a curated record. Lineage: Eukaryota; Metazoa; Arthropoda; Insecta; Hymenoptera; Megachilidae.
CUUUCGAACGAGUCGCGAAGAAAUCGCUGUAGUAAAGAGCGUUACUUCCGGCCUUCUUACCGCGCAUGUACAUAAAUAUGGCGUCCGCGACGGGGAAAGAUGGUGAGUGUACGGCGGGGUUUGUCGGAUCGAUAGCUCGCGUGAGAGUGCGCGAACACGUACGUCGGUGAUCGUCGCGACCUGGCCGCUACCGCGACUCGAGUAUCCGGCGAGUAUUACCCCGAUGUCAAUAGCGUACGUGCGUCCGUGUGACGAGCAUCGUGACCGGUAGCUCGUCAACGACUAUUUAAAAUCGGUCGCGUGUGUGUUUAUUUCGCGCGUUUCAUAGACAGGUAUCGUUCUCCAAACGGGGAGAUCCGAUCAUCUGGACCCGUUUCCCUAACGCGAGUGACUUUUAAUGCAUUAAGGUUAUGUUCGUGAUAGUUAGGCGGGGAAGUGACACUAAAGCCGGUAUGGAGUCUCGCUGAGACAAAGUGAUAUGUCCGUGAUGUCACGAGGCUCACCCUGGUGCUGGACCGCACCAGGGUUGAGAAGAUCCAUGUUUUUUCUAACCAUCAUCAUACUUUUCGGCUUGUUGUCUCCAGGCGUAUUCGGUGAGAAGAGUAAAAAAUAUCAAAUAAGCGACGUGUGCAAGAAGAAUUUCAUGCGUGAUCUCUAUAGAAAGAUAGAUGGGGCUGUUCUCAUAUCGCAACACGAGAAAGACCUCGACUGUACCAUCACAUUUCAAACCCAUAGCAUUCUUCAACGAUUUAUGCUACGUUUUGAUCAACUACAGUUGGACUGCAAUGAUCAUUUAUACAUCUACGAUGGUGCUCAUGCGGUCAGCAGUUACAAGGCAGACCUGUCCUGCAGGAACACGAAGCAAAGCGUGGGUGCAAUUUAUACCCGCACCAACUUCGUGACAUUGAAAUACGUCACCGACUCCUGGGGCACCAUCACGAACGGCUUCCGCCUCGUUAUCACAGCCGUCAAGGAUCCUAAGCACGCCUGCAAGGACUUCCGGUGUACUCAGAACGAAUUUUGCAUCGAGACGGACCUCCUUUGUGACGGUGUGAAUCACUGCGGCGAUGGCUCCGAUGAGGCUACCUCCAUCUGUGCCAAUUCCGAGACAUCAACAAUUUUGGGCAUGCAGAAGAUCUGGUUUGCAGUUGCCCUCGUUUUUCUGAUACUGAGCGUGGCAGGUCUGGUGACGGCGGCCGUUCUCUGUUUCUGCAGGCAACGGGCCACAACCCCAAGGCACCCCCAUAACGCGCACAACGCCCAGUCUCAUCCUCCAGUCAGCUUCCCAUGUGAGUCACAAAAAGCACACUCGUUCGCGUCCGCACACGGUUUAUAUUUCUUGUGUCAUCGUUGCUUAGCCAUGUUGCUCGGAUUCAACGCGAAGUUUCCCUCACGACUAGCCGGUACACAGACCACUCGCUUAGUUUCCUCUCGGCAGUCGAGUGAAACCGACCCCAACAGCAAGGAUCUUCAGCGUUCCCGGUGGUGGACCGGCGGACCAGCUGGGACAACGAACAUGGCAGCUCCGGUAGUUUGGAACGCACUUUAUGUUGCUCUUUCGUUGGUCUUGACCAGCCGAUCUUCCAUGGCUAAACAAACGGAGACUUUCGUCGUCAGCAACACCAUAGACCAAGGCGCAGGUGGAAAGGACUACUUCAUAGGACCUUGUUUGGUGAAUACCAAUCAGACCUGUCCUGACAAAGAGAUAACCUUCUUCCUUUACACACGGAGAAACUUCAACGAAAGCCAACAGAUUCUGGUGGAUGAAACUAGUUCAAACUUGGCCCAGACCAACUUUGACCCUUCGAAACCGACCAAGAUAGUGAUACACGGUUACGAUUCCAACAUGAUGCUGUCCUACCUGGUGGACGUUCGUAUGGAAUACUUAAAGACCUAUGACUACAACGUGAUCGCCGUUGAUUGGCAUCGUUUAGCAAAUGCUCCUUGCUACCCAAUCGUCGUGCAGAACGUACCUCACGUUGGAGACUGUUUAGCCCAGUUGGUCCAGAGACUGAGGGACACAGGGGUCCAGGACAUACACGUGAUAGGAUUCAGCUUGGGCGCCCAUGUGCCUGGCUUUGCUGCAAACACACUGCACCCCUAUAAGAUAUCUAGGAUCACCGGGCUAGACCCAGCCAUGCCUUUGUUCAUCACCGACGACAAGAGCAGAAAGUUAGAUGCUGGGGAUGCUGAGUUUGUUGAUGUAUUUCAUACAAAUGCAUUCAUCCAGGGCAAAAUUGAGAUGAGUGGACACAUUGACUUCUACAUGAAUGGAGGUAUCAAUCAGCCAGGUUGUUGGGACAGGUGGAAUCCAUUCGAAUGUGAUCACCAUAGGUCGGUGAUGUACUUUGCCGAAUCUAUCAAUUCCGAAGUAGGUUUCUGGGGCUGGCAAUGCGGAGGAUUCGUCAAUUACCUCCUGGGUCUGUGCCCACCGAGGUACCCAGCCACUCUGGCUGGGGAUAAAGUGGACAAGAAGAGGAGAGGCUUCUACCUGGUGAGAACCCAUGCUCAUAGCCCGUACGCUAUGGGGAAUUUCAGUGUUAACCAGUUGGAUAUGUACACGUAAAGUGGAGUUAAGGAUGGAGCGAUAACGGGAACCCAUGAUGGAGACCACAAAUACGUCUCAGAUAACUGUCCCAGAUAAGGAGACAAAAACAGGACGUGUGCGUGGGAUGAGAACGACUGGCAUGCUCGUGAACUCUUCGAGAGAAAAGUGUGAAAGUUCGUUGGUUGAAAAACGUGGCCCGUGUCAAGGUCAGGAGAUUCCAGGCACCUGGUGCCCUGCUAAUCGAUAUCGUGUUCCAGAAAGAAGUGGGGCUAACCUAAGCCGACUACACGUAUACGUUUAGAAGCCGAUUCUUUACCUAUUUGACGCGCCCAGGAACGAUUUGUAGCAAUUUAUGGUUGGUGGUUAUCAAAGUUGAUUUAAGCAUUUAUGGGGAUAAAUUAUUUGAAUAUGAAUCAUGAGGAUUUUUGCUUGGACUGAUUAGGAUGGUGCUGAUGAAAGCAUUUAAAUGACGUGACUCCUUUGUACAAUAAUUAUAAUUUAUCAACUGAUAACAUUAGUUCUUUUAUAUAACUGUUCUUUUAAUAAUAAAUUUCUUAAGGAUCCUUGAAAAUUUAACUGAAAACCGAAAUGGAGCAAGGAAAUGACAAAUCAUUUUUAAUUUUUCUUAUAUGCAUUAUUUUAGAUAUAGCUUUUCAAUAUUUAUAAUUUAAAUUUUAUAUUCAUUGUCAUUUCCUAUUGCAUUUGGAUCUUUCCAGGGAUUUAAUUGGCAGUGGUGACUUUUUUUUCUAUUUUAAGAUAUGAUUUAAAACUAAAUUGGUAUCAGCUCAACAAGGAUUAAUACGUAUACUGUAUAAGAUAUUAAUUCAACAAAAAUGGAGUUUUCCAUUCUAAAACAUCAAUGUAUUUUUACGACUGACAUCAUUUAAACGCUUGUGUAUAGUCAACGUUAUUGAUAGGAGUUUUAUGAUACUGACAAUAAGAUUGUUAUAAUUCUCUUACAUAACUGCUUAUGUAACGACGAUAUGUAUACCUAUCUAAUGUGCCAGUAAAACAACAGAAUUGUAUUUUAGUAUUUUACGUAUUAAUUCAAGAUAGAAAAGUGAAACGUAAUAAUCCUUCGACAAGGAUUGUAAAUAAUGGGUCAGUAUGAACCCAUUCCUAUCCUUUAUUCCUGUUUUAUUACUCAGGAAUACAACAAUCGAUCUUUUCAACUUUAAAGAUUAUUUGCCUGAAAAAUAUGAAUAAAUUAUAAAUGUAAAACGUACCGAAACAGUAUUUAUUCUGCACAAUGUACAAUGAGAAAAAUAAAUGAUCAUCCUUCGUCUCAAUA